Canariomyces notabilis is the source of this 2805-nucleotide messenger RNA. RefSeq lists its product as uncharacterized. The record is from RefSeq and is a predicted model, not a curated record. The transcript is spliced from 4 exons. Lineage: Eukaryota; Fungi; Ascomycota; Sordariomycetes; Sordariales; Chaetomiaceae. Bases 1 to 2805 code for a protein of 934 amino acids. Gene Ontology annotation, molecular function: metal ion binding.
AUGGACACCUUUUGGGAGACCAAGUCGGUUGAUCCGCCUAGGGAAUUACAAACCGGAGAAUGCAUCUUAUCUACGGACCUUGCUGGGCUGUCGGUUGCCGAUGAACACGCUUCGACUGUCAAUACCGCGCCUCCUCUUUCUGAUCUCAUGAAUCGCGAUUCUGCCACCCCAAACACCGGGCAGAUGGAGAGGGAUUCACCGACCAGUGGAGACGGAACCUCUUUUGCAGCGGUCCCUUCUUCACCCCCUACACCCUCCUCUCUCGAGGCCCCCACAUCGGGAGUUCAAACGGAAGCUUCUUCUACGGUCUCAGUUCCGAGCCCCUCUUGCUCUGAGCGGUCGCCGCUUGACUCCAAGCUGACAUUUCCUCUCGCACCCGACGUCGUCAACGAGUGUGCCCAUCACGCAACCGACCGAUACGGUGGAUGUAGCAAUAUUGACGGCCUCGAUGGAAUCGAUUUACUCGGGUUUAUGGAGGAUACGAACACCGACAAGCAUCUCCCACAGACUAGUUCCAGCGGCUCUCGACUUAUUGACUGUGAUAACUCAACCGUCAACAACCCGUCUGGUGAGGACGAGCAGCGUCAGCCCUAUCGCCACGGCCAGAUCGGCGCCUUUGCCUACCAGCGUUUCGUCCCGGGUUCCCGUCCGAUAACCUCCGAUAACUGGCGCUCAAAGCCAGGUCCGAACUCCCCCACAGCAGAGCAAGGUCGUCUCUUGGGCACCGCCGGCAGCAAAACCGGCAGCAACAGCCCGAUCCAUCCAUCUCCCAUAGCUUCGGGCGGCUCUGGAAGCGGCAUCUACACGGCUACCCACAACGCAACCCGCCCUGUGUCACAUCCUUCGUCUGGGUACACCCCAUCCCGUAGCCCGCUCUCUCCACCCACAAACCAGAGCAUCGCCGGGUUCAGACAGCAGCAGCAGCAAGCUGGAGUCGACGGCGGCAACACGCACCCGAAUUCACCAGCGGCGAGGACCGAAGCAGGGUUUGCUGAUGGCAGCAGCAACCCAGCGGGUGUGGUGAACGACAGUAGCCAGUCAAUGACUACCCAAAGCAGCAGCAGCGGCCAGACGAGGACAAAUGCGGAUGGCAGUACAAGCGUUAGCGUCAGGCUCAGCCCCGACACGCUCGGCUAUUGCUUUGUGCGUCCCAACGGGGAGCGCACACGGCUUGUGCCCGUGGAUAUGUUGCCUGUCGCGUUGCUGGGCAUUCCGGCCAGGGAGGACGCGAGCGGUGCAGCUGAGAGGCUGGUUGAGCUGCCUAUUCCGCGGGGGGUCGAUGCAGAGGGGAGAUCGAGUAAUAUGGACCGUCUAAGGAUUGCGUAUCCGCUCGGGGGAAAUGGUGAGGGCGCGAAUGCGCUGAUGCAGACCUUCUCCCCAACCCAUACCCACCACCCCAACGCAUCCCACCCGUUCCAUCCCUCCCAUUCACCCUUCUCCCGCCAUUCCUACCCCCCUCAAUCCCACUACCCGUCUCAAUGCACCACCACCACCACCACCACCUCCCGGCCACUCUCCCUCCCCCUCCCGCUCCCCCUCAAUCUUCCCCAACACCAGCAACAACAACCUCCACCUGGUCCACAAUCAAACCAACCUCCACCGAAACGAGCCAAAGUCUACUGCGACAAGUGGGUGCACGAGGGCGUCUGUGCCUUCACGCAGCAGGGGUGCAAGUUCAAGCACGAGAUGCCCCUUGACACGGCCACGCAGCACACCCUGGGCUUGUUCCAUGGCCUGCCGGCCUGGUUCAAGAAACGCCAGGCUGAGUUGGCACGAUUGCAGGUUGUUCAACCAACCCAGGCGGCGGCGGCGCAGACUCAGCAGACGCAACAGGUGCAGGGGCAGGGGCAGUUUCAUUCAGGUGGGGGAGGAGAAGGGGGCAAUGGUGGUAAUAGUGGUAGCAAAGGGGCUGCCUCUGUCGCUGGGUGGGGGUCGUUUGCUCCCGCUGAUGCCAAUGCCACUCACAACGGGAGCGGGUUGGUAGGAAGAGGGGGUACUAGUGCUAGCACUAGGGAGCGGGUGAUGGGCGGUUCCGGGUCUGGGUCUGGUGGGAUGGGUAGGUGGGCGAUGGAGGGUGGUUCCCUUUUUGGUCCCCGGCAGCAGCAGCAGCAGCAGGCCCAGCACCGGCCGCAGCUAAUGCAGUCGUGGCGGUCGGCGCCGAAUCGAAACGCAAACACCAACAACAAUGCUCAGUCUCAAGGCCGAGAUGAGGAGGGAGAAGAACAAGAGGAGCGACAGCAGCAGCAACAGCACAAAGCAGUGCUGGCGGAACGGAAGAGCCUUCGUGGGACGGCAACGACGGGGUUUGACGGCGCAGCAACAACAGCGGCAAGGGAGUUGGCCACGUACCGCUUUGGUACCGGAGCCGGCGGCGCUGGCCAUGGCACUUUGAGCAGCCGGAACGAGCGCGGAUGUGGUGCCGAUGUCGCCAGUGGCGGCCGGUUUGGCGGCGGCGAUGGUCUUACUGCCUCCGGAGGGGGAGGAGGAGGAGGAGGCGGAUGUGUUCCGCGGUCGCAUACCAGGUCAACAUGGGAGCAGCAUUUCGCUGUUGGUACCGGAACUGGCGGCGGCCGGUUGAUGGCAGAUCAUCAACAGCAUCACCAUCUCCAGCAGAAUAAUCAGACCGGUUCGGCUGGUUUUGGUGGCAGGGCAUUCUCCGCCUUCCCCCCCUCGCAGUUCGGGCCCAUUGCUCCUCCCCGCCUGCAGCAGCUACCACAGCAGCAUCUAGACGAUAUUAUGGCCGGCCUGACCCGGCAGUCUGGCGAGGCACAGGACUCGGCGGAGCACAGGCAUGCGAGGCUCUGA